AUGGGGAAGAAGAGGAGUCGAACUCGCCGGUCUUCAGCAGCGGAGCUUCUGGAAACGCCACCGUCAACGCCACCUCCGGCCACCGAUUCUCCAAAGUCAGCGAUCUUCAACAGAAAAAUUAACAGCAAUGGAAAUAAGUUUUCUUCACCAGAGAACACCAACAUUGUGAAGAACAGAGCUCCCGCUGGUCUCUUCAAGUCGCCUUCUCGAAAUGCUUCGAGUCUGAGCACUAUAUCUGAUCUCAAGGAUUUUGCGGCUUCACAACUCCUCGAUCUCAAGCGCCACAUUGAUCAUUCUCACUCGCAAAUAAUCAAAGAUCAUGAAUCCUCAACCUCCCGCCUCGAAAAGCGAUUUAAGAUUCAAAGCCAAGCAUGCCAGAAAAUGAUGGAUGAAGCAGAGAAGGAGUAUAAGAAGAUGUCUCAAAGAAUUUAUGAAAGUCAGGAAGCAAUGAAGGCAUCUUAUGAAGAGUUCUUGGCACAUGAACACGAGAGUGCAUCUCGAGCUUGCAAAACAUCCAUGACCGAGCUUUCGCAGUCCUUUGAGAGAUCAAUUGAUGCUCUUCGUAGCCGUUUUGGGAUCCCGUCCACCUAACCUCACUAUCAACUGGUAUUAAUCUUUACAUAAGUACAUCAUGUUUUGAACCGUAACAUCACAAAAUAAGAACAUGCACUAAAUG
Molecule: messenger RNA, 676 nt
Organism: Cucurbita maxima (winter squash)
Lineage: Eukaryota; Viridiplantae; Streptophyta; Magnoliopsida; Cucurbitales; Cucurbitaceae
Exons: 4
Coding region: 1-591 (196 amino acids)
Source: RefSeq, a predicted model, not a curated record